Messenger RNA from Pistacia vera, 3913 nucleotides. RefSeq names its product ATPase family AAA domain-containing protein At1g05910. Gene Ontology annotation, molecular function: ATP hydrolysis activity; chromatin binding; histone binding. Gene Ontology annotation, biological process: positive regulation of transcription by RNA polymerase II. The transcript is spliced from 10 exons. Lineage: Eukaryota; Viridiplantae; Streptophyta; Magnoliopsida; Sapindales; Anacardiaceae. Gene Ontology annotation, cellular component: nucleus. The record is from RefSeq and is a predicted model, not a curated record. Bases 235 to 3864 code for a protein of 1209 amino acids.
UCUCUUCUUCUCCUCUCGGUUCCCAAACCCUAAACUCACAACACGCAACGCAGUUAACCUUAACUAAACCUCCGUGACUGAUCCGAGACCUCUACAUUUAACGGAAACUUCUCUUCAUUGCUUCUAUCAAUCGAUUUUGAGCAGAAAAUUUGAUUUUAUUCGACUUUUAAAGCUUAUUUUUUGAGUUUUUUUAUGGAAGGUUUUGAGGUUUAUGAUUGAAUCUAAGGUUUGCCUAUGUAUCCAAAACGAUCUGGCCAAGGCGAUGGGUCUGUUUCCGGACCGUUACGCACCAGUGAUAGACUUAGAAGGAGGCCGAAGAUUUUGGGGCGGACUUACCUGUAUUAUAAUCCAAAGAACUUUCGCGGCCGGAAAAGCAAGACUAAGGCCAGAACGGCGGCGUCUCAGAUUGCGAGAAUGUUCGGCACUGGGAAGCGCCCCGUGCGAAGCUCGAAUGCGAAGCCAGUCCCACCCAAUGUCCGCCGUUCUACUAGAAAGAGGAGGAUUUCUGUGAAUCUGGAAGAUUACACUGACAGUUCUGGAUCAGAAGAUGAAGACCUAAUGAGGACCCAAUAUCGACCUUUAAGAAAUCGGAUUCGGAUAGCCAAUAAUGUGAGUCAAGAUGAGUUAUCGUCUCCCAAGCAUAAGAAAAUUGUGGAGGCUAAACCAACUCCCCGGCGUGAGGGAUUGAGGCCUCGUCGUUCCAGAAUAGUCACUAGACAAUUGAAUUUAGAAUCUGGGGAUGAGCAAGAUACUUCGGAAGAGAAGGUUGGCCAAGAUGAAACUGAGAAUGGGAAUGAAUCUGAUGACAAUGAUCCAGAUCAUGGUCAGAAUGAGGGUGAGGCAGAUGGUGAGGAUGAGGGGGAUGGAGAGGGGGAGGGGGAAGAUGAGGAAGAAGAAGAUGGUGAUGAUGAAGAAGGUGAAGAAGAACAAGAAGGAAGGAGGCGAUAUGAUCUCAGGAACCGUGCAGAAGUCCGUAGGCUCUCAAUGGAAGAAGGCAAGCAAAGACCAAGAUCUCCUCGAAGAGUAUUGCAUCAGGGAAUAGGGACCAAGGUUGGUAGAGAUGUAAGGAAAGGGGGAUCACGAGUUCAUAAGCGUCACCGUCUAGCAAGAGCUGAAGAUUCUGAUGAUUCUCUUCUAGUUGAUGAGCUCGACCAAGGUCCUGCUAUUCCCUGGGGGCGAGGUGGGAGCAGAUCUGGACCACCUUGGCUCUUUGGAGGGCUAGAGAUGCAUGGGACAACGGCAUGGGGAUUAAACAUCGCAGCAUCUGGUUGGGGACAUCAGGGUGAUGCUUUAACUACCUUGACUUCGGGGAUUCAAACUGCUGGGCCAAGCUCUAAGGGUGGGGCAGAUAUUCAACCUUUACAGGUUGAUGAAAGUGUAAGUUUUGACGACAUUGGAGGACUGUCAGAAUAUAUUGAUGCUUUGAAAGAAAUGGUCUUUUUUCCCUUACUGUAUCCAGAUUUCUUUGCAAGUUAUCACAUCACUCCACCAAGGGGUGUCUUGUUAUGUGGUCCUCCUGGCACCGGGAAAACAUUGAUUGCCAGAGCUUUAGCUUGUGCUGCUUCAAAGGCUGGUCAGAAGGUCAGCUUUUACAUGCGUAAGGGUGCUGAUGUGCUUAGCAAAUGGGUUGGUGAGGCUGAAAGACAACUGAAAUUACUUUUUGAGGAGGCGCAAAGGAACCAGCCUUCCAUCAUAUUCUUUGAUGAAAUAGAUGGACUAGCUCCUGUAAGGUCUAGCAAACAAGAGCAGAUUCACAAUUCUAUUGUGUCCACAUUACUUGCCUUGAUGGAUGGUCUUGAUUCUCGUGGACAAGUAGUUUUGAUUGGAGCAACCAACAGGGUUGAUGCCAUUGAUGGAGCUUUGCGCCGCCCUGGUAGAUUUGAUCGUGAAUUCAACUUUCCUUUGCCUGGUUGUGAAGCACGUGCUGAGAUAUUAGACAUUCACACUCGAAAAUGGAAACAACCUCCUACAAGGGAACUAAAAUUGGAACUUGCAGCCAGUUGUGUAGGAUAUUGUGGUGCUGAUUUAAAAGCACUGUGCACUGAAGCUGCCAUUCGUGCUUUUCGUGAAAAAUACCCUCAAGUUUACACUAGUGAUGAUAAGUUCUUGAUUGAUGUUGAUGCAGUCAAGGUUGAGAAGUAUCACUUUAUGGAUGCCAUGUCGACAAUAACUCCUGCUGCUCACAGAGGCUCCAUUGUGCACUCUAGGCCGUUGUCUCUAGUUGUUGCACCAUGUAUGCAAAGACAUCUCCAGAAAGCCAUGAAUUAUAUAUCUGAUAUAUUUCCUCCCCUUGCUGGGUCAUCAGAGCUGACCAAACUUUGUAUGCUUUCCCAUGGGUCAGCGAUUCCUCUUGUAUAUAGACCUCGGCUUUUAUUGUGUGGUAGUGAAGGUGCUGGCGUGGAUCAUCUUGGGCCUGCAAUUUUACAUGAGCUAGAGAAAUUUCCUGUUCAUUCUCUUGGUCUUCAUGCACUUCUUUCAGAUCCUAGUGCCAAGACAUCUGAGGAGGCAUUGGUACAUAUAUUUGGUGAAGCAAGAAGAAAUACACCAUCAAUACUUUACAUCCCACAGUUCCACCUUUGGUGGGAGAAUGCACAUGAACAGCUCAGGGCUGUUCUGUUGACACUCUUAGAAGAACUGCCAUCAGAUUUGCCUAUAUUAUUAAUUGGAACAUCCUCAGUCCCACUUUCUGAAAUUGAAGACGAUCCUUCUUCAGUCUUUCCUAACCGCUCUGUCUAUCAAGUUGAAAAGCCAUCAACUGAAGACCGAUCUUUGUUCUUUGACCAUUUAAUUGAAGCUGCUUUAUCAGUCUUGUUGGAGGGCAAGACCAAAAAGCCUCGGGAAUCAGUGUCCCCUCCUGAACUUCCCAAGGUACCAAAAGUAGAAAGUGGUCCAAAGGCAUCGGAGUUAAAAGCUAAAGUAGAGGCUGAGCAGCAUGCCCUUCGCCGAUUAAGGAUGUGCCUUAGAGAUAUUUGUAACCGGAUUUUAUAUGAUAAACGAUUUAGUGCCUUCCAUUAUCCGGUCACAGACGAGGAUGCUCCAAACUAUCGUUCAAUAAUCCAAAACCCUAUGGAUAUGGCCACUCUGCUUCAGCAUGUUGAUACUGGGCAGUAUAUUACUUGUUCAUUAUUCCUGCAAGAUGUGGAUCUUAUUGUGUCUAAUGCAAAGGUUUAUAAUGGAAAUGAUUACAAUGGUGCUCGGAUUGUUAGUAGAGCUUAUGAGCUACGCGAUGCAGUACAUGGAAUGCUAUCACAGAUGGAUCCUGCACUAGUCACCUACUGUGACAAGAUUGCUGCUCAAGGAGGUCCAACAAAUCUGCCAGAUGAUUUGGGAGGAUCUAUUUUUCCGACUACUCCUGUUGUGCAGCUGGGAACUGUUACUAGAGCAAGUGCACGGCUUCGUAAUGUCCAGCCUGAGGUUAAUUUGGAUCAAAGCUAUGAGGCUCUUAAAAGGCCAAAAAAGAAUGCUGAUGCUGCCCAUGCAGAAGACAGAUCAAGGCAGCAAGAUUCAUUACAAACAAAGUCACCUCAGGAAGUUGAGGCAAAUGAUGCAGAUCCUGAAAGGCCAGAAAUCUUAUCUGCUGAUUGCAAUCGAAAUGAUACUUCUGCAGAAGUCUCUGGUAUUACAGAUGUGAGUGGAUCCCAAGACGUUGUGAUGUCGGAUAGUGAGAUCAUAUCCCAAGUAGAUUCUGUCAAGCGGCUUCUUGUGGAGCGUACUGAAAAUUUCGGCAUUCCACAGCUUGAAAGGCUUUACACACGUAUAGUGAAAGGUAUUUUUGAAACAAAGGAAAAAGGAGUCGAAGACGAUCCGAAGCCUUCAAUUUUGAGGUAUUUAACAAAAUUUGCUGAGGAUAAGGCAAAUUUCUGAAUCCAUGCCUUUUUACUCCAAAAAAAAAAGAAAAAAGAAAAAAAAGAAA